CUGGACAGUGAAUGACGCAGCGUCAGCCUCCUACACAUAUAGGAUAGAGGUUACAAGUGUCUCUUUUAAUGACAACCUGACAUCGAACGUCACCAUGGCUGAGGUUCCUGGAUUAAUCCCUGGGACACUGUACAAUUUUAAGGUCUUUGCAGUAGCAGCUGAUAAUCAUACAGAAGGAGAAGGAGCAUUCACAAGCCUGUAUACAAAUCCCAGACCGGUGCUUCGUGUCUUGGCAGAGUAUGUUGGUGUGACUUCUGUCAACUUAACCUGGAUAGUGAAUGACACAGCUUCGGACACCUACACAUACAGAAUAGAGGUUAGCAAUGGGCACUCCAUUAACAAUGAAACAUCAAAUAUCACAGAAACUGAAAUUACUGGCUUAACCCCUGGGACGCCGUACACUUUCACAGUCUUUGCAGUAGCAGCUGAUGGUGAGACAGAAGGAGCAUCCAUAAGCCUGUAUACAA
Lagopus leucura (white-tailed ptarmigan) is the source of this 467-nucleotide messenger RNA. Its product is annotated as receptor-type tyrosine-protein phosphatase eta-like. The transcript is spliced from 2 exons. The record is from RefSeq and is a predicted model, not a curated record. The annotation marks the transcript as partial. Gene Ontology annotation, molecular function: cadherin binding. Gene Ontology annotation, biological process: angiogenesis. NCBI's taxonomy places the organism in Eukaryota, Metazoa, Chordata, Aves, Galliformes, Phasianidae.